AUGUUACUACAAUUUGUGAUAAAUCCAUUCUCUCCCAAAACCUUAAGGCUGUAUUCACAAACUUUGAUUAACUUCAUGGUUGAGGGCGCUUCGUCACCUUAAAUUGAAUAUAUUUGA
Paramecium octaurelia is the source of this 117-nucleotide messenger RNA. NCBI's taxonomy places the organism in Eukaryota, Ciliophora, Oligohymenophorea, Peniculida, Parameciidae. The record is from the annotation of a GenBank genome assembly.